UCUUUUUAGUUUAUCAAUUGAAGAGACCAAAUAAUUGUACAAAUAUCUUAAAUCUAUCCAUUUCUGGUGUAGCACAGCCCACAGCCACAUGAAGUCCUUUCCAGAAAGCUGAAUGAAACAAACAACAAACCAUAAAACAUGGGAGCAAUAAACCUCUGUAUGCACAUUCCAUCACAAUCCCACAUCUUAAUGCUUGAAAAUCACUGCACAACCAUACAAGACUUAAAGAAAAUCCAUGCACACUUCAUUAAAACAGGCUUGGCUAAGCACACAUUACCCAUUAGCCGUGUCUUAGCCUUUGCUGCUACUUCCCCUGCAGCUGACAUUAACUAUGCUUAUUCGAUCUUCACCCGAAUUCACAACCCAAAUAUCUUUAUGUGGAAUACAAUCAUUCGAGGUUUCUCUCAAAGCUCGGCUCCUCAAAAUGCUAUCUUACUCUUUAUAUACAUGUUGAACCAUUCUAAUAUUGAGCCUCAAAGGCUUACUUACCCUUCUCUUUUUAAGGCUUAUACUCAAUUAGGCCUACCGCGUUCUGGUGCUCAACUUCAUGGAAGGGUUAUCAAAUUAGGAUUGGGAUUUGAUCGUUUUAUAAGGAAUACGAUCAUUUAUAUGUAUGCAAAUUCCGGGUUUUUGAGUGAAGCUUAUAAGAUCUUCGAUGAGGAGGGGGAUUUCGAUGUGGUAGCAUGGAAUUCGAUGAUCAUGGGGCUUGCAAAAACAAGGAAGAUUAAUGAAGCAAAGAGAUUAUUUGAUAAGAUGGGGUUAAGGAGAAAUGAUGUCUCAUGGAAUUCUAUGAUUAGUGGUUGUGUUAGGAAUGGAAAAUUCGUCGAAGCUAUGAUACUUUUCGAGAGAAUGCAAGAGGAACAAAUCAAGGCUAGCGAGUUUACAUUGGUGAGCUUAUUGAAUUCUUGUGCAAAUUUAGGAGCCCUUGAGCAAGGGGAAUGGAUAUGUGAUUAUAUACUAUGUAAGAAUAGGUUUAAGUUGAAUGUUAUUAUGGUUACUUCAAUUGUGGAUAUGUACUCUAAGUGUGGCGCCAUUGAUAAGGCACGUGGAUUCUUUGAAUUUGCACCAAUUAAGGGAUUAUCAAGUUGGAAUUCGAUGAUUUUAGGAUUGGCUAAUAAUGGGUGUGAAGAGGAAGCAUUCGAGUUAUUUUACGAGCUAAUUUCGUUGAAGAUAGAACCAAAUGAAGUUACAUUUCUAGGACUUUUGAUUGCUUGUUGUUACAAAGGUUAUGUGAAUCAAGCAAGAGAUUUUUUCUUGUUAAUGAAAGAAAGAUACAAAAUUAAGCCAUCAAUUAAGCACUAUAGUUGUAUGGUUGAUGUUUUGGGUCAAGCAGGCUUGCUCAAUGAGGCAGAACAGCUAAUAAAAAAGAUGCCAAUGGAGCCAGAUGCUAUUAUUUGGGGAUCAUUACUCUCUUCUUGCAGAAAAUAUGGAAAUGUUGAGAUGGCAAUACGAGCAGGACGUCAUAUUAAUGAGAUUAACUCCAAUGAUAGUGCAGCUUAUAUACUCAUGUCUAAUGUCUAUGCUGCUUCGGGCCAGUUUGAGAAUGCCAUCGAGCAGCGAGUUUCAAUGAAAGAGAGGCAUGUUCCGAAAGAGAAAGGAUGUAGUUCAAUUGAAGUCAAUGGGCAAGUACAAGAGUUUGGUUCAGCAGGAAAACUGCAUCCUGAUAUUCAAGACCUAAUGUUCUUUUUACAUUCUUACUAUGAAGAUAAAAAUUUAUCAAUAGAAGAAGAGAAUAUGUAAAAAUGAACACAAUUCUCUAAUGAGACUAUUUUAUGGUGAGACUAUCUCUAUUGAAUUGACUAUGUAUAUUUAGUGUGUUAAAGUGAUCAAUUAGAGUAUUAGAUUAAUUAUUUGGACACUGUA
This is a messenger RNA of Amaranthus tricolor (Joseph's coat), 1863 nucleotides long. Its product is annotated as pentatricopeptide repeat-containing protein At2g42920, chloroplastic. The record is from RefSeq and is a predicted model, not a curated record. Gene Ontology annotation, molecular function: RNA binding; protein binding. Gene Ontology annotation, biological process: RNA modification. The transcript has 2 exons. Bases 139 to 1740 code for a protein of 533 amino acids. Lineage: Eukaryota; Viridiplantae; Streptophyta; Magnoliopsida; Caryophyllales; Amaranthaceae.